Messenger RNA from Gadus morhua (Atlantic cod), 1539 nucleotides. It is a transcript of the gene rad23b, whose product is annotated as RAD23 homolog B, nucleotide excision repair protein. NCBI's taxonomy places the organism in Eukaryota, Metazoa, Chordata, Actinopteri, Gadiformes, Gadidae. Gene Ontology annotation, biological process: nucleotide-excision repair; proteasome-mediated ubiquitin-dependent protein catabolic process. The record is from RefSeq and is a predicted model, not a curated record. Gene Ontology annotation, molecular function: ubiquitin binding; proteasome binding; polyubiquitin modification-dependent protein binding. The transcript is spliced from 10 exons. Gene Ontology annotation, cellular component: cytosol; nucleoplasm. Bases 161 to 1315 code for a protein of 384 amino acids.
CAGGAGCGCCAGUUGGCAGCUGCUGCUCCGUGUGACUGAACAGAAGAAGAAGGCUGAGCCCAAUGGCGUUGACCGGUCCAGAGUAAUGAGCCUGCGAUACAUAACUCAUAGAGAAUAACUCUUCAAGUCCCUUAAGAUAUCGAUAGUGACAGUAGCUAAGAUGUUGAUCACUUUGAAAACCCUUCAACAGCAGUCUUUUAAAAUUGACAUCGACGAGGAGGAAACGGUAAAGACAUUAAAAGAAAAGAUUGAACAUGAGAAGGGGAAGGACAGUUUUCCAGUCAACGGACAGAAACUAAUAUACGCUGGUAAAAUCCUCAGCGAUGACUCGCCGAUCAAGGAAUACAAAAUCGAUGAUAAGAGUUUUGUCGUCGUCAUGGUGACGAAGCCUAAAGCAGCCCCAUCGGCCGUGGAUCCCCCGGCCGCCCCGGUGCCCUCGGCGCCAGCCCCAGGGGAGACGCCAUCUGCGGCCGGCCCUGCAGAGCAGGCCCCCCCAGCAGAGAAGCCUGCAGCAGAAGAGGCCGCCGCCCCGGCGACGGUGGAGCCAUCUGCCACUUCCAACAGAACCAGUGAGGCUGCUACGGACACAAAUCUAUUUGAUGAAGCGAUUUCAGCACUGGUGACGGGUCAGUCGUACGACUCCAUAGUGACUGAGAUGAUGAUGAUGGGCUUCGAGAGGGAGCAGGUGGUGGACGCGCUCAGGGCCAGCUUCAACAACCCGGACCGGGCCAUGGAGUAUCUGCUCACGGGCAUCCCGGCCCGGGAGGAGGGAGAUGCCGUUCCAGCGGUCCCUCCUAUUGGUGCAGCUCCAGCCCCGGUGGCUCCAGCCGCUGUCAGCAGCCCUUCCAAUCCUGGCCCCACACCAAGCCCCGCAGCUGCUCCGGCCAACCCCCUGAGCUUCCUCAGAAACCAGCCACAGUUCCACACGAUGAGGGAGCUGAUCCAGCAGAACGCCUCCCUGCUGCCCGCGCUGCUGCAGGAGAUCGGCCGGGAGAACCCCGAGCUGCUGCAGGAAAUAAGUAACCAUCAGGAGCAGUUUAUACAAAUGCUAAACGAGCCGGUGACGGGUGAAGUAGCAUCAGCUGGAGGAGGUGGAGGAGGAGGAGGUGGUGGAGGUGGUGGAGGAGGAGUGCUGCCCUCCAACCCGUCUGGAGGAAACUACAUCCAGAUCACACCGCUGGAGAAGGAGGCCAUCGAGAGGCUAAAAGCCCUCGGGUUUCCAGAAGGACUCGUCAUUCAGGCCUACUUUGCUUGUGAGAAGAAUGAAAACCUGGCUGCCAACUUCCUUUUACAACAGAACUUUGGAGAUGAUUGAGACAUUUUUUUAACUUUUUUUUGUUAAUCUGUUCUUUGUUGAUUAGUUAUUAUGUCAUGAUAUGCGUAAUUGAUGAGUAAAGGGCCUUCCACAUUUUAUACAGCUUUUACUGAAAAAGAUUACUUGUUUUUCCUCUUUUCCUUUUUAGGACCACUGGAUUAUUUCAAACUGUUCAGUUAAAAAUGUUAGGAAUGAAGUAAAAUCACUUUGGUGCAUCACAAAUA